Molecule: messenger RNA, 492 nt
Organism: Ceraceosorus bombacis
Lineage: Eukaryota; Fungi; Basidiomycota; Exobasidiomycetes; Ceraceosorales; Ceraceosoraceae
Source: the annotation of a GenBank genome assembly
AUGAGGCUCUUGACCACUUGUUCGCUUUCGUUCAUGGCUUUGCUGCUAGUCUUUGGACGGCAAGCUCAGGGUGUCGAGGGUGUUGUCAAGAGGUGGGAAUUUACAGUCAAGUACAGUGAGUGCAGCACGUGAGCCACGCUACAUCGGAUGCCUCUGAUGGAGCUGACCGACUCGUCGUCGGGCUGCAUGCGCAGCCGUAGACAAGUGUCCGAAGGGCUGGUAUAAAGAGGGCAAGAUCGGCCCUGCUUGGCAACAAGCUUGCAACGACGCCGGCGGUGACUAUGGCCACUACGAAGGCGGUAAAGAGAAUACGGUGAUAUGCACCAAGGGGUGAGCUGUUUCGUGAUGCGCCAACGAGACCCAGUCUCUCACAUCGUCCAUCCCCUUUCUCGAUUUUUUCUUUGCAGCGAAAACAACCUCGCCCCACAGGCAAUGAAUAUCCUCUUCAAGAACCAGCCAGGACAAUGGGCGUUCAGAGAGAUUCCGUCCUGA